CCACAUGACAAUGACGAGUAAAUUGAACACUGCAUUGUCUGCGACCGUAGUUGCGUAUCCGCAACCGCCAAUGUCGUGAAAAAUCAGCGUCAACUGUAAAUAUAUCAAGGGUCGAGUAUAACGAAACGAUUCAGGCAAGUUUAGUUGCUACAAUUUGAGUCAGACAUGAUGCUCUGGAUGGUCCUGGUGCUCGUCGUCGCGAGCCGGGUGAGCUGGACUCCGGCGAAUGCUCAGUGCUCGCAGAUUUCAUUUCGCAAAGACCCGGUUUACGCCUUAACGAAACGAUGUACCCGGUCGACCGCAACACCGAUAUCGAGAAGUAAUUUAGAGGACCUGAAAAGCUGCAAAGAAUUUGCCGUUUCUAAAAAGGCUUUGGCGUUCAACUUUCGUCCGAAGAAAUAUGCCUCAAACAUCACGAUCAGCGAUAAUUGCAUCGCUUUGGAAUGCCCGAUGGAACUGCAUCCUCAAUCGACCAGUUUUGUCAAGGAUUCGAGAUUCGAAUACUAUAGCGCGUACGGCGGCAACGUGGCAUAUGGACAUGGAAUAAAAGCAAGCUGCCUACCAACAUUAGGAGUGUUCAGGCUCGCAGACACCCCAUCAAACUACAGCACAGCUCGCGAGAAGUGCGCAGCUUGGGGUGGAAAAUUGGCGCAUGUGGUCAGUGCUGUUCGCACAGAUCUCCUAGCUACGUUGAUGACCGGGAACAUCAGCAGAGCGUUUGUAGGACUCAGCAGUCAAGGCAAAGAGCGGCUCUGGAAGAACGAGUUUGAUGAGCUUCUGGACUGCUUCGAUUUUCGGGGAUGGGCACAGCGGGAGCCACACUCGAGACGAGGAUGUGUUGCUCUGGGCAAGGACCGAGCGUGGAGAGUAGUAUCGUGCUAUGCCUCUUUGCCAUCCCUCUGCGAAAUACUGCCCUCAGCUUCACCGCAGAAAUUGUCACCAUCUAUAGCCUGCGGCAGUCUCUCAGGUACAGGGAGUAUGAGAAAGCAAGUCGGUCAGUCUGUAAGGAAUGAUACAGCCCACAAGUAA
This is a messenger RNA of Neodiprion virginianus, 1029 nucleotides long. RefSeq lists its product as uncharacterized. The record is from RefSeq and is a predicted model, not a curated record. NCBI's taxonomy places the organism in Eukaryota, Metazoa, Arthropoda, Insecta, Hymenoptera, Diprionidae. Gene Ontology annotation, molecular function: signaling receptor activity. The coding region runs from base 166 to 1029 and encodes 287 amino acids. The transcript has 4 exons.